AUGAAAGCAGAAUUGUUAGAAAGUUUCGCAAGUUGGAGUAAUAUUAUCGGUGAUAUUUUAAGAUGCAUUGUCGACAAGAUUCAUUCAAUUCAAGAUCGUGUUCGGAUGGGUGUUGUUUGUCGAUCUUGGCAUGCUUUGCUCAAGGACGAAAAAAUCGAUUUCCCUAUUUGUUUGAUGCUUGCUGCAAAAGAGAAUAGUGACAGACGGUGUUUUAACAUUGAUGCAAAAAAAAUCAUCCUUGAGCUCGAUUUGCCAGAGAUUCGAGAAAGGAGGUGUUGGGGCACUCCUUUUGGUUGGUUGGUCACUCUUGGUCUUGAUGGUGAAAUUCGAUUGUUUAAUCCUUUAUCGAGAGCCAGCCUUUCCCUUCCUUCAAUGCACACCUUCAAUCAUAUUGCCUGCUAUACACCAGAAUAUUCUCGUUUAUAUCUUAUAGACAAAGUUUUACUAUCUUCAAGUCCAACUUCUCCUGAUGCUAUUAUUAUGAUAAUUUGGGGUUUUGGAAUGUACGCAGAUAAGACCUUAGCCUUUGCAAAGCCCGAUGAUCAAGAAUGGACUCAAAUUUUUUGUGACUAUGCUUUGGCUGAUGUCAUUUGUUUCAAUGGUAAUUUCUUUGCCGCAUGUGUUGAGGGACGACUUUUUAUAUGGGAGGACUUAAAUAGACCAUCUCCAAAAUUUGUUGAAUUCGCUCCACCACCACCUACCAUCCAUCGUGGUCAUAAGAAAUAUAUUGUUGAUUUAAGCGGCGAUCUUUGUAUGAUUGCUCGUGAUGUUCAUUGA
This is a messenger RNA of Theobroma cacao (cacao), 777 nucleotides long. Its product is annotated as putative F-box protein At5g55150. The record is from RefSeq and is a predicted model, not a curated record. NCBI's taxonomy places the organism in Eukaryota, Viridiplantae, Streptophyta, Magnoliopsida, Malvales, Malvaceae.